GAAACCACAUUGCAUCUGGAGGGGCACAACAAUAAUAGUACAGCUGCAGGAAGUGAAACUACAUGUUUUCUGCUUUUGAACUGUUUGAAUUAGCUUCCUGGUAACAUUAAUCUUCACUCACAUGCAGAGUAGGCCACGAUAGGAACACUUUCUAACCAUGCUCGCUUUGUGGUUCCUCCUCGGUGUUUUGGUGUCUCACGCGGCGGCUCGGUACACCGCGGACUGGGCCAGUCUGGACGCCCGGCCACUGCCUCCAUGGUACGACGAGGCGAAGGUGGGGAUAUGUCACUGGGGGGUGUUUUCUGUGCCCGGGUUCGGCAGUGAGUGGUUCUGGUGGCACUGGCAGGGCGCACAACCUCCGGACCAGAAGUGUGUGAGCUACAUGUCCAAAAACUAUCCCCCUGGAUUUAGCUACCCAGAGUUUGCGCCGCAGUUUCACGCUCAGUUCUUCAACCCACAGGACUGGGCGGACAUAUUCAAGGCUUCUGGUGCAAAAUAUGUCGUCCUGACUGCCAAACACCACGAGGGAUUUACUAACUGGGGCUCUCCUAACUCCUGGAACUGGAACUCAGUGGAUACUGGUCCUCACAGGGACCUGGUGGGGGACCUUGGGGAGGCAGUGCGCAACAGGUCAUUGCACUAUGGACUCUACAACUCCCUGUAUGAGUGGUUCCACCCUCUCUACCUGACAGACAAGAAGAAUGGAUUCAAGACGCAGGAGUUUGUGAUGAAUAAACUUCUACCUGAGCUUUAUAACAUGGUUGUAAGGUACAGACCUGAGGUGAUCUGGUCCGAUGGAGACUGGGAAGCACCUGACACCUACUGGAACUCCACCGAAUUCCUGGCCUGGCUCUACAAUGACAGCCCAGUGAAAGAUACCAUCGUGACCAAUGACCGAUGGGGAGCUGGCUGUGCCUGUAAACAUGGCGGCUACUACAACUGUGAAGACAAAUACACUCCUGGCCAGCUGCCCAAGCACAAAUGGGAGAAGUGCACAUCUGUGGACACGUUCUCCUGGGGCUACCGCCGAAACAUGAAGAUGAGCGAACUGAUGGACUUACCCUCUAUCAUAGAGGAUCUGGUUCACACUGUGGCUCUGGGAGGUAACUACCUCCUGAAUGUGGGUCCCACACCUGAUGGGAUGAUCCCCGCUGUGUUUGAGGAGCGGCUCAGGGGGGUCGGAGCCUGGCUACAGAUCAAUGGAGAGGCCGUCUACGCCUCCAAACCCUGGAGGGUCCAGACUGAGAACACCACCGUACCAGUCUGGUAUACAUCCAAAGGAACCUCUGUUUAUGCCAUCAUGAUCACCAAACCCCCCAAGCUCACACUGAAACUCCUGGGACCCAAAACAUCUGCAGUCACUAAGGUGACUUUGUUGGGCAAUCCAAAACCACUGCCCUGGUCUCCGGUCAGCCCGAGUGGUGGCCUCACUAUCCUUCUGCCUGAACUGCCCUAUUCCCCCGGGCAGGCAUGGACACUCAAACUGGACACCAUCCAGUAAGCCUUCAAAGUCUAAAAGGCUGAAUAUCAUGACUUUUUAUAUCUCAGGUUUUAAUCAUCUUUGUGGGAUAAGGGUGAACUAAUGUGAUAUGGUUAAAGGGACAGCACCUUUUGUAAUGGAUUAGUAUUCGUGCCAAAAAUGAAACACUCCUCUUCAAUGAUUCCUUUUGUCUCUCUGAGGACUUAACAUGUAAUGGGUUGCUGCCUCUUAAUUGUGCUCUUUUAGAUAAAAAUGUUUAAUGAUUAUGAAUGAAAAGUGGUAUCUUCUGUUCAGCUUGUGAAGCUCUCCUGGCAGCUCCCAGCUGUCUAAUUGCUGUUUCAGAAAGAACUGACUUCUUUUAUUAGGGGUUUGUUGGAAAAUAAACCACAAUGCACUUUUUGUAUUUUUACUGUAUGAAAAAACUGAAUAAAAGAUGAUUGUUUUCUCUUGUGAA
Eleginops maclovinus (Patagonian blennie) is the source of this 1934-nucleotide messenger RNA. Its product is annotated as tissue alpha-L-fucosidase-like. Lineage: Eukaryota; Metazoa; Chordata; Actinopteri; Perciformes; Eleginopidae. Gene Ontology annotation, cellular component: lysosome. Gene Ontology annotation, biological process: glycoside catabolic process; fucose metabolic process. The record is from RefSeq and is a predicted model, not a curated record. Gene Ontology annotation, molecular function: alpha-L-fucosidase activity.